AUGAAGAAAUUAUUAAAAUCUAGAUUUCUUCCUCCUAAUUAUGAACAGGUUUUAUAUCACUAAUAUCAAAAUUAUAAAUAGGGAAGUAGAUCUAUCACAGAAUAUACUGAGGAAUUUUAUAGAUUGUCUUUAAGAGUUGAUUUGACUAAAUCUAAAUCUUAUAUAAUCUAUAGAUUUAAAAGUGGACUUCAAUGGGAUAUUGAAGAAAAGGUUACUUUACAAUCAUUUUUCAAGUUAAAUGAUGUUAUUAUGGCAUUAAAAUGUGUUGAAGCCUUAUUAGAUAAAGAAAAAUUUAGAACUCGAAAUUCUACUAAUGUGUCGACGUUUCAAUUAAAUAGGUCAAGACCAGUACAUAUUUCAUCUACUAUCAAUAAUAGAAGAUCGGCAACCUUAGUUGCACCAAGACCAAGUGAAUAUAUUCCUAGUGGGCAAAACUCUUUUCAAAGGAAUCCAUAUGUACCUAACUCUAUUGCAAAAUAUUACAGAUGUAAUGAAGAAGGUCACAAAUCAAAUACUUGUCCAAAACAUGGUGCUGUGAAUUUCACCAAAGUUAUAGAUGAAGAUGAAAUUGAGAGUGCAGAAGAUUAGGAAGAAAUCCAAGAGAAUGUUAUUGAAAGCAAAGAAGAAGAACCCUUUGCUCACUCCUUAGUCAUUCGAAGGCUAAUGUAUGCACCAAAGAAGGAAGAACCUCUACAACGUCAUAAUGUUUUCAUAACAAAAUGUACUAUUGAUGAGAAGGUAGGUGAUGUGAUUAUUGAUUCUGACAAUAGUGAAAAUAUUAUUUCUUCUUUGAUGGUACAGAAAUUGGGGUUGAAAACUGAAAAACAUCAACAUCUAUAUAAAAUUGAGUAGAUAAAGAAGAAUUAUGAAACUAGAGUUAUGGAGAUUUAUUUAGUUAAGUUCUCAAUAGGAAAAGUUUAUUUUGAUGAAAUUUAUUGUGAUGUUGUUGAGAUGGAUGACUGUCAUCUAAUUUUUAGUAGAUCAUGGCAAUAUGAUUUAGAUGCAACUCACCUAGGUAGAAAUAAUCAUUAUGGUUUUUACAAAAAUAGUGAGAAGUUUGUUUUAUGUCUAAUAAAAGAAAAUGAAUUUUUCAACACAAUUAAAGAAAAGAAGAAACAAGUUAUGAUGAUUGACAAAAAUGAACUUUUUAAUACUUUGAAAGAAAAUUCUGAAGUAUUUAUGUUGAUUAAAAAAGAUGAUGUUUCUUUGCAUGAUUCUUGUAUUAUACCUAAGGCAGCAUAGAAUAUGUUAAAUGAGUUUUUUAUCAUACAAUAUUCUUCUAUAACUUUUCCUCCACUCAGGGACAUACAACAUCAUAUAGACUUGAUUCUUGGAACAAGUUUAUCAAAUUUACCUCAUUACAGAAUGAGCCCUAAGGAGAAUAAUAUUUUACAAGAACAAGUUUAAGAAUUAUUAGAGAAAGGAUUAAUUCGUGAAAGUAUGAGUCCAUGCUCAAUACCUACAUUAUUAGUUCCAAAAAAAGAUGGAACCUGACAAAUGUGUAUAGAUAG
Molecule: messenger RNA, 1511 nt
Organism: Spirodela intermedia
Lineage: Eukaryota; Viridiplantae; Streptophyta; Magnoliopsida; Alismatales; Araceae
Source: the annotation of a GenBank genome assembly